Molecule: messenger RNA, 1071 nt
Organism: Fomitopsis serialis
Lineage: Eukaryota; Fungi; Basidiomycota; Agaricomycetes; Polyporales; Fomitopsidaceae
Product: ribosomal RNA-processing protein 7-domain-containing protein
Exons: 2
Coding region: 1-1071 (356 amino acids)
Biological process (GO): ribosomal small subunit assembly; rRNA processing
Cellular component (GO): CURI complex; UTP-C complex
Molecular function (GO): nucleic acid binding
Source: RefSeq, a predicted model, not a curated record
AUGUCCGCAAACCCGCCACCGCUCCCCAAGUCAGUCGGGGGCUUCACGCCCAUCCCCAUCGCCUACUCCCCCACCGCGACGCACAUCCUCUACGCCCGCGCGCACUCCAACCCUAAAUCUACCAAGCCGAGCGCAAAGCAAAACGACAAGGGGAAGGAGAAGGAAGCGGUCUACCCCGAGGGCCGCACGCUCUUCCUCGUCAACCUGCCCCCGGAUGCAACGGAGCGCGAGCUGACACUCUUCUUCAAGGCGGCGGGGACGGUCGAGCGAGUUGUGUUCGAUGCGGAUAGGGAGGCGCUCGCAGGCGAGGACGAUCUCGGAGAUGUCAGCGACAGCGAAGAGGAGGAUGAAGAAGGAGAUAGGGAAGGUGCAGAGGAGGCUGCAGACGCGCCCGCCGAGCGGCCCCGCAAAAAGAGGAAAACAGGCAAGCAAGAUGCGCCGCCCGAAGCCACACCGCUCCCCGCGCCCGCCCUGCGCACCCUGCGCCGCACAGGCCGCUCCGCCCACCUCGUCUUCCUCGACGCCUCCUCCCUCUCCCGCGCCCUCUCCCUCGCGGCCUCCACCAGCUCAACACCCAAAUCAACCUCAAAACCUCGCCCCUGGCCCACAGACGACUCCGCCCCGCUCGGCCUCGCCCACUACCUCGCCGCGCACACCGCCGCGCGCGCGCCCCUCGACGCCGUGCGCGCGCACGCGGACACCUACAUGGCGCGCUUCGAGUGGGCGCAGGCGCGUGCGCGGCGCGCGAGCAAGUACCGUAUGGGCGAGGCGGUCGUGGACGAGGACGGGUUCACGCUCGUUACGCGCGGAGGCGCGUACGGGAAGACGCUCGGCGGCGGCGUCGCCGUCGCGAGCAAGCAGUUCCAGGCGGAGACGGGGGGAGGGAAGACUGGUGCGGGGGGGAAGCGCCAUCGGAAGAAGAAGCCGGAGACGAAGGAGAAGGAGGGGUUCUACGCGUUCCAGGCGCACGAGAGGAAGAGGAAAGAGCUGAUGGAUCUGAAGUCGAAGUGGGAGGAGGACAAGGCGAAGGUGGAGAAGCUGAAGCAGUCUCGACGGUUCAAGCCGUAUUGA